GUCCCGGGAUCCGGAACAGAGAUUUAAUCCUGUUCUCACCAUGAAUUAAUGUUUGGACCAUUUUUUUAAAAAUUUUUUGAGCGCGGUCGAUCAACCAGUCGUGAUCAUCGACGUGAGCUGAUCGGAUCAGAGCUAGUACAAACCUACUACAAGUAUUGCUACCGGUACUGAUCACACUCCUACGCUACCUACCUGCCAGUGUCACUACUACUCCUCACUAGCACGCUUGCAGAGGUUGCAGCUCCAGCGAGCAACAAGGAUCGAUCAGGUCCAUCCAUGGCGGCCCCCAGGAAGGUCCUCAUGCUCUGCGGCGACUACAUGGAGGACUUCGAGGCCGCCGUCCCGCUCUACGCCCUCUCCGCCCUCGGCAUCACCGUCGACUGCGCCGCGCCCGGCAAGCGCCCCGGCGACUCCUGCCUCACCGCCGUCCACGACUUCCUCGGCUUCGAGCUCUACACGGAGCUCACGGGCCACCGCUUCACGAUAACCGCCGACUUCGCGGCGGCGGCGGCGGACCCGUCUCGCUACGACGCGCUGGUCAUCCCGGGCGGGCGGUUCACGGAGCAGCUGAGCGCGGACGCGGCCGUCGUGGACCUCGUCGCGGCGUUCGCGGCGCUGCGGAGGCCUCUGGUGCUCACCUGCCACAGCCAGCUCCUGCUCGCCGCGGCCGGCGGGCUCAGCGGCGGCACGCGCUGCACGGCGUUCUUCAGCUUGCGCCCCGUCGUGGAGCUGGCGGGGGGCGCGUGGGUCGACCCGGAUCCCUUCGAGCUCUGCGUCGCCGACGGCCACGUGCUCUCCGCCAUCGGGUGGCCCGCGCACGCCCAGAUCCUCGCCAAGCUCCUCGACGCCUUGGGCGCCCACGUCGUCGCCGCCGACGCCGGGCGCGGUGGCCAGCGCGUCCUCAUCCUCUGCGCCGACUACGUCGACGACUACGAGGCGAACGUGCCGUUCCGGGCGCUGGCGGGCGUGGGCUGCCGUGUCGAAUCCGCGUGCCCGACCAAGCGCAAGGGCGAGACCGUCGUGACGGCGAUCUACGACGCCGCCGGCACGCCGGCGGUCACGGUGAGCGAGGAGAGGCGGGGCCACAACUUCGUGGUGACGGCGGACUGGGCGGACGCCAGCGCCGACGACUUCGACUGCGUCGUCAUCCCCGGCGGCCGCGCGCCGGAGCUGCUGGUGACGCACGACAGGGCGGUGGCGCUCGUGAAGGAGUUCGCGGACAAGGGCAAGGUGGUGGCCAGCAUCGGCCAUGGCCACCUGCUCCUCGCAGCGGCGGGGCUGCUCAGGGGCAGGAAGUGCGCCAGCGGGGUGCCCAUGCGGGUCGUCUCGAGGCUGGCGGGCGCCGAGGCCGUGGAGGCCGCGGCGGCCGUCGUUGAUGGGAGGCUCGUGACGGCGGCGAGCUGGACGGACCUCGCGCAGUUCGUGGCUCGCGUCAUUGACCUCCUCGGCAUCUCCGUCUCCUUCUGAAUGCCUGUUGUGUCUCUGCUCUUCAACUCUGGGAGCACUGAACACUCUGCUCUGAAUGUUUUGUUCUUAUUUCAUUGUUCAUGAGGUCUGAGAAUGGCACAAUAAGUUACAUCAGUCUUUUUUUUGUGUGCCACAAUAAAAUGCAUCUUUCUGAAUAAAGCGCAUCACCGAAUUUCGUAAGA
Messenger RNA from Sorghum bicolor (sorghum), 1649 nucleotides. Its product is annotated as DJ-1 protein homolog E. The record is from RefSeq and is a predicted model, not a curated record. The transcript is spliced from 3 exons. The coding region runs from base 277 to 1467 and encodes 396 amino acids. NCBI's taxonomy places the organism in Eukaryota, Viridiplantae, Streptophyta, Magnoliopsida, Poales, Poaceae.